Molecule: messenger RNA, 5406 nt
Organism: Aureobasidium musti
Lineage: Eukaryota; Fungi; Ascomycota; Dothideomycetes; Dothideales; Saccotheciaceae
Source: the annotation of a GenBank genome assembly
AUGGCAACCGAUGGCGUUCAACAAGACAUCGAGUAUGUCAACGUCGAAGACAUUUCCAGAUCUGAAGAAGAUCAGAAGAUCUUGCAGAGCUACCACCGCCUGUCUUCACGGCGAGUAGACCUCGUAGGGGAUUUUGCCGGUCAGGAGCUGUUCGCAAUUGAGGGUGAUUCUCUUCUUUUGCAAUGUUUCGAAAAUUCACUACUCGAUUUUGAGGAUGGUUUCCAAAUGUUGCAUGCUGUCUACCUUGUAGAAGAAUACCUUGCACAACUUCAACGCCGUAACUGCAGAUUCCAUGUCGCUUUCUUCGAGGCGCAUCGCCAGCUUUGCAUUCCCCAGAGCGUAAAGUCCAUCAAUCGAUCCAAGUACCUCCUUACACGAGCCGCCAUAAUUCGCCACCUUCAGUCGAACCUACAAUCAGAAGAUGUUCAGAUCCACUGCUUUUCAGAUCUAUACGACCAAGCAUUUGAUGACUAUUUGCGUAACUCUGCAGUCUAUUUCUUGAUGUGUCACGAUGGAGCUCGCAGCUACACUACACAAGAUAGAGAUGUUCCUGACCCAAGAACCCAGCUGAGAUCGAUUAUUGUACACUUCAUCCUUUCCGGCUACAAUGUAGCUUUGAUCAACGGCUCGGAGUUUGUCGACACAAAGAUCAUGGCCAUGGUGUUAGAAACCAAGAACCUCUCGCACAGACUGGAUCCAACACUAGACGCAAGCCCCAAGCAACUCAAUGGUGUCUCACAGCCCAUCUCGUCCGCAGAACUCAAGGACAUCGGAAUAAGCACUUCCGAUCUUACUGAGAGAGAACGUUUGACAAUCUUGGCUCUAUCUCAUCUGAUCAAGAACUCAUCAGGCUCAUCGAAUGUGCAGCAAUUCACACAUGACGUCCUUGCACAUACUGCGCUUCUUCAUGCUUUGCCACUCUCAGCUCGUAGUCUGCAACAUACUUCGGCAGUGAGCGACUACAAGGAGCACCUCUCCAGCUUCUGCGACCAAGCUGCUGAGAUGUUGAGAAGUUCAAAUUGGGCCCAAUACCACCAAGAAUCGGAGAACAACGAGUGUGAUGUAGCAGAUCUCUUCGAUGGUCGUUUGUUCAACAUCAUUUCUAAUGGUCUCGAUUUGUCGUCGGUGCCAGAAACUGUGCAGAGCAAACUCCAGAAACUCACCGAGUGCUUCAAGUCGAUCUGCAAUGACACAACAAAGAAUGCCGAGAGUGACGCCAGAAAAUUGGAAGCCUCGACUCUGGAUGCUCCAUCCACGACCCCUACCGGAAAUAUGAGCGUUCUACCAUUCUCAAAUCCUGUGUUCGACCAGCAUUUGGCCUCAAUUCGUUUGGGCAUCGACGAUCAUGCAUCUGAGGAGAUCAGCAGACCUUCGGCUCGCAUCUUUCAAGAAGUAUCCCACUGGCACAACGCCAAGCGACCCAUUCAAUCGAAGAACACACCAGUCCUUUCUCCACGAGACGAGCUACGCGCUCGCCGCAGAAACCAGAAGUACAUGGAUGAGAUGCAGAAAUAUGCUGCAAGUUUGACCAACUCCGUGGGUAGAGCACUUGAGCCCGAGACACUUCUCGUCAAAUCAGCCGCCGCUUCGAAAGUCUCACAGAAGUCUGAGAACAAGAAACCAAAUGCUGAGCCUACCAAGAAUGCCGACACUUCGAAGAAGGGUGGCAAUCCUAAGGGCGGCAAGAAGAACGUCAAGGUCAGUGGCAAGCAGGCUGCUCAAGAGGCAGCUGCAGCUUUCCAAGCCAAGAAGGCAGAAGCUUCAGACUCCAAAGUCAUGCAAGCAUGGCACAUUAUUCUGAAGAGUCUGUCUGCCGAGACUGACCUGCCGUCUCGUUACAUCAAGACCAAGGAUUACUUCACCAGCUUGCCCAAAGACAAGAGAGAAGUUCUUGGUGCUGAGGUACAGCUAUUCUCUCUAAGCACAUUAGUAGAGAUUGCCAUUCAAUCGGGCAAGACCAACGAUCAGGAUCCCAACGGCAUUGUUGCUUUCAUCUGGCACACUGCUAGAAAUCUCAUUCAGUGCGACAACCUGACCAAGACAAUUUGCGAGAAGGUCAAACUCACUGUAGACACCUUUGGUCUCCCUCCCGUCGACAUUCCUAAGCCGACGCAAGACAAAUCGCUGCCGUUCCGCUUCGCACUCCCUUUGCAAAGCGCAGAGCUUGUCAAGAACAAGCUGCCUAGCAAGGCGUUCCAGCUUCUCCACUGUGGACCUUUCCUCGACCGAAGUAUGGACGCUGCUCCUGACUCAAGAGUAGACUUUGAGCCCGAUGGCUGGCAAAGAAAGGUUCUUGACGGUAUUGACGACAACAAGAGUCUCUUCGUGGUUGCUCCCACUUCUGCUGGUAAAACCUUCAUCUCGUUCUACGCAAUGAGAAAGGUCAUCGAAGCCGACGAUGAGGGUGUUCUUGUCUAUGUUGCACCUACCAAGGCGUUGGUCAACCAAAUCGCCGCUGAAAUUCAGGGAAGAUACUCGAAGAAGUUCAAGUACCCUGGAAAGAGUGUAUGGGCUAUUCACACUAGAGACCAUCGCAUCAACAAUGCCACCGGCUGCCAGGUCCUGGUUACCGUACCUCAUGUGCUCCAGAUCAUGCUUCUGGCUCCCUCCCAUGCCAACUCAUGGGCUACUAGAGUCAAGCGUAUCAUCUUCGAUGAAGUCCACUGUAUCGGACAAGCUCAGGAUGGUGUUGUCUGGGAGCAGCUCUUGUUGCUCGCUCCUUGCCCCAUCAUUGCACUUUCGGCCACAGUCGGCAACCCUGAUGUUUUCAGUGACUGGUUGUCAACAACCGAAAAAGCUAUGGGCAUCGACUUCGAAAUGGUCAGACAUCCUUACAGAUACUCUGAUUUGAGAAAGUUCUACUACGACCCUCCCAAGAAGUUCUUGUUCGACGGUUUAGGCCAGAAGAAAGGUCUACCAACUCUCGGCCUGGAUGGAAGCACUGGCUUUGAAUACCUUCACCCUGUUGCUUGCCUUGUCAACCGCUCGGCAGGUAUGCCAGACGACCUCUCCUUCGAGCCUCGUGACUGCUACACACUGUGGAAAGCCAUGAAGGAGCACUCGAACGACAAGUACAGUUUGUCAGCAGAGCUUGACCCUGCCAAUGCCUUGCCUAACGUCAUUCGCAAGCAGGAUGUUUUGAAGUGGGAAGCAGGUCUGAAGAAGGUCUUGGCUGCAUGGAUGGAAGAUACCGCAUCGCCUUUCAACGCUGUCUUCACAACUCUCUCUGGCAAGCGACCCCAANAAGAAGAGUUAUACGCACCUACCGCAAAGCGCGCUGGUCAAAGAGAGGCCCAGGAGGUCGAAGAGGACAACUUCCUCCCCUUGCUUUGUCGACUGCACGAACAGGACGCAAUGCCAGCCAUUCUCUUCAACUACGACCGUACAAGAUGUGAAGACAUCUGUGCUAAGAUCCAUGACGACUUGAAGGAAGCUGAGGAUCAAUGGAAAGCUACUGAUCCGAAGUGGAAGGCCAAGAUUGUUCAAUGGGAAGCGUGGAAGAAAGAGCAAGAGCGCAAGGGUGCCAAGGCUAGCAAAGUCUCAAAGAGUAGAAAGCCUGCUGAAGAGGGCAUGACCAAGGCGGACAUGCAGCGUGAUGCUGCUGAUACCGACGCCAAUGGUUUCGAAGGUUUCAACCCUGCGGCUCCUCAAGAUGGAUACCAUUUCUGCAACUUCAAGGCUAUUCAGAUCUCUGAGCUUGAGGACUACAUGAGGGAACUCGAGUGGAGACGCGUGCCGCAGUGGCUCAUUGUUGCUCUGACUAGAGGUAUUGCUGUCCAUCACUCGGGUAUGAACCGCAAAUACCGUCAGGUUGUUGAGAUUUUAUUCCGCAAGGGCUUCCUCAGAGUCGUUGUCGCAACUGGUACGCUUGCUCUGGGUAUCAACAUGCCUUGCAAGACUGUUGUUUUCACCGGUGAAUCAGUGUUCUUGACUGCUCUCGAGUACCGUCAGUGUGCUGGUCGUGCUGGUCGUCGUGGCUUCGAUCUGCUAGGAAACGUUGUCUUCCAGAACAUGCAGCACGAGAAGGUUCUGAGAUUGAUGUCUUCAAGGUUGCCUGAUCUGAACGGCCAUUUCCCAGUCACAACUACACUGGUUCUCCGCCUGUUCACCCUACUUCAUGGAUCGAACAACUCGAAAUACGCAGCUUCGUGCAUCAACUCCCUGCUCUCUCAACCUCGCCUGUACAUGGGAGGUCCCUCUUUCAAGGAUCAGACAUUGCACCAUCUUCGUUUCUCCAUUGAGUACCUUCGCAGACAGCAGUUGCUUGAUGCUAAGGGCACAACUCUGAACUUCGCUGGCCUCGUCUCUCACUUGUACUUCACAGAGAACUCCAGUUUCGCAUUCCACGCACUACUCAAGGAGGGCUACUUCCAUAAGCUUUGCGCGGACAUUGACAACAACGCAGAGUCGGUGGUUAACACUUUGAUGCUGGUGAUGUCCCAUCUGUUUGGACGUGUCUACUGCCGCAAAUCUGAUGCGGAGUAUCGUGAGAAGGUAGUCAAGCCAUCUUCAUCGAUGGUGUUCCUGCCUGAAUUGCCGGAAGAAGCAGCGCAGGUUUUGAACGAGCACGGAAAGCAAACGCUCGAUAUCUUCAGCACUUACGUCCGGACAUUUGUCGAUCAACAUGUGCAGAAGGCGGAUGAUGUUCUGCCGCUGACAGCUAGACAGGUCGGCUGUUCAUCAGCUGAGUCAGCUCCUAGCUUGGGAGAAGUCUCUCUACCAUCCACCAAGAUUCGUUCGCCAUUUGUCGCUCUGUCUGGACAUACCGAUCACUUCAAAUCUAUCAGUGAGCUGUGUCGUUCGGUCAGAUCUGGCGUCUUUCUUGAGGAGUCAGCUAUUCCUCAUGUAGCUAUGCUCUCUCAAGACCUGGACCAACCCCUCAACGCUUACCUGGUUGACUUCUUCAAGCACGGCGACGUCAAGACUCUGGAGAAGGCAAACGGCAUCAGACGUGGUGACGUGUGGUUCAUGCUUAACGACUUCUCCCUGGUUCUUGCUACUAUCAUUACCAGUCUGCUCAAUUUCAUGAAGCUCAAGGUCGGAAGCGAUAUGGAUUUCCUUGACACCAUGGGAGAGCUUGACACCCUCGAAGAGGCCGAAGACGAGACAGUCGCUGUUAAGGAGGACGGAGAAGCUGUUCCUGCUCCUAGCGAAGCACCCAAAGCCGCCAUGGCUACAAUCACCAAGAAGAAAGCAAAGAACGCCGACAGCUGGGAGGAUAUGGCUGACGAGGAGGAGGUCAUCGAGAAAGACUACAACGAGGCUGCUGCCAAACUGGACGAACUCAACAUUGACAGUGCCGCAUGGGAAGGCCAGGGCGGUGAGAAGGGAUUGCUCAAGGUGCUCAAGGCAUUCCAAAGAUUGCAUUCGGAGUUCAACCUGAAGUUCAAGGCUAUGUGGGCAUAG